AUGCUGCGACGCAAGGGGAAGCCUGCGUCCCUGGGCCUGCGCAUCGACGCACCUCCGACUCAGAUCACUCAAAUAGCCCUCGUUCAGGACGAUGUCAGCUCCCCACAAACUGACGACAGCGACUACCUUCCCCCUUCAAGGUCCUCCUCCAUGCGCAACCUCAAAAAGUUGGCCAUCAGCAUCCCCUCGGCUGCUUCCUCCGACGCCUCCAUCCCGUCACCCGGCCCUGCCAGUGCAAGGCCCGAGCCCACAGUCGCCCGUCCCCGUCGUCCCUCCGUCGCUUCCCUGCCCGCCGUGAGCCUCACAAACUCGCUUCUGCAUCGUAAGGAAGAGGACGGCGGUUCAGAGACCGUCCCCUACGCCGACGGUCCGGUCCAGAUAAUUCCUGGAAUCUGGAUUGGGUCCGAGGAGAAUGCCCGUGAUUGGCCUGGUCUCGUCGAACGUGGUAUCAAGGCUAUCCUCAACGUCGCAAAAGAGGUCUAUUCGCCCUUCGACACUGCAAGUCGCACUCUCAGAUCAGUAUCCUCCACCCCAAACUUUCGAAGAUCCCACCCUUCCGAGGAUUCCACGUACUAUCCUCCACACUUGCCAAGCGGCAGACCUGCCAUGCAUUAUCUCAAGCUCCAGUGGUCACACGGUCAACAGGACCUCGUGAAUAACGGUUUCCAGUCCGCCAUGGCCUUUGUUGAUGCCGCUCUCGCCCGCUCAGAAGGCGUUCUUGUCCAUUGUCAAUGCGGCAUCUCCCGCUCCGCUACCAUGGUCAUCGCCCUCGUCAUGCGUGCUGCCGCCGAAAGAUCCCCCCUCGUCCCACCUGAAGUAUGGGCACUCCAGGGUAUGCAGGGCGCAUACUCAUUUGUCAAGGAGAAAAGCCCCUGCGUAGGUCCGAACAUGUCCUUGAUUUAUCAGCUUUUGGAUUACGAAAAGUCCCUUCGUGGCGAGACAGGCUCGGGAGAGUCGGACGAUUCCUCCAAGGAGGAUGAAGAGUGGUCCCGUCGCCGACGCGAACUUGACGAAGCAUCGUCACCUGAGGACGGCGAUGAUGAUGAUGAUGAUGAUGAUGAUCUACAGCGGUCCGUUAUCAUGCAAGAAGCUCGAGCCCUUGACAAGGCUAUGGAAGAUCGCAUCAUUGCUCGCAAAUCUUCCUUCUCCUCCAUCAACUCGACCGGUUCCGGCAUUGGCAUGGGUGCAGCUUGGCGUAGUCGCUAUGGAUCACGAAAGCGCACAGGUUCGAUCGCCAGCAGCAGGACCAGCAACAGUAUUCUCAGCGAAGACUUGGUUGAGGAGGAGGAGGAAGAAGAGCUGCUCGGCGUGGGCGGAGGAUUCGAUUCUGGACGUGAACGACAAGACAGUCUGGAAAGCAGUCAAAGUACAGGUGCAGGGGAAUCUUCUUCGUCGGUUUCUCCCGACGACGAAGCUGAUGAAGCAAGUGACCUUAAAUUCUAUGCCCCGCUCACCGCGAAAGCUGUUUCGCAUUCAGUGCCCCCGCCUCCACCUUCGGCUCCUGUGUGGAAGACAUCGUUCCACACCAGCCCUCCCCCUCUUACUGCUGUCCGGUCUACUUUCACUCUUCCUCCUGCACCAGCUGUGAAGCCCAAAAAGCGACGCCCAAUGUCUCUGAAUGUAUUACCCCCUGUUCCGUCGUCCCCCAUCGUUAUCGAACAAGACGAAGCAGCGCCACCCGCCCCAUCACCACCCUCCAAGGUGGCACCCCUCCAACCCCCGCCUGCCGGAUCUCGACGUCGCACCGAGUCCACUAAACCCAUCCCUCCUCCUCUCCAUUUACGAAACAGUGUAUUGAAACGCGCAACCUCUGCUCUGGAAGCUAUCUCCUCCGCCGUUACCACGCCGUCCCAAACGCUUUUCUUAUUCCCACCCUCUCCCACCCUGACAACGCGCACACCUUCCACCAUGACAUUGACGUCCGAGGCCGCCGGGCCUGUACCCUUCCCCACCGUCUCCACACCCCGGAUAUCAACCUUCCGUCAGAAGGGCGGUCGAACGCGUUCGUUCAUUGGCGUUGCUUCCCCACCAACGCCUACUGUGGGUUUCUCAAAGGUCGACGCUCGAGGGUUCUUCGGUCUACACCAAUGA
Coprinopsis cinerea okayama7#130 is the source of this 2091-nucleotide messenger RNA. RefSeq lists its product as hypothetical. Gene Ontology annotation, cellular component: cytoplasm. NCBI's taxonomy places the organism in Eukaryota, Fungi, Basidiomycota, Agaricomycetes, Agaricales, Psathyrellaceae. The transcript is spliced from 3 exons. The coding region runs from base 1 to 2091 and encodes 696 amino acids. The record is from RefSeq and is a predicted model, not a curated record. Gene Ontology annotation, molecular function: MAP kinase tyrosine/serine/threonine phosphatase activity; protein tyrosine/threonine phosphatase activity. Gene Ontology annotation, biological process: negative regulation of MAPK cascade; protein dephosphorylation.